This is a messenger RNA of Polypterus senegalus (gray bichir), 768 nucleotides long. Its product is annotated as probable C-mannosyltransferase DPY19L4. Gene Ontology annotation, molecular function: mannosyltransferase activity. NCBI's taxonomy places the organism in Eukaryota, Metazoa, Chordata, Cladistia, Polypteriformes, Polypteridae. Gene Ontology annotation, cellular component: nuclear inner membrane. The record is from RefSeq and is a predicted model, not a curated record.
AUGGCAGAGCUCAUAGAGCUUCUGGAGACACAAAGGGCGGCCUCGCACUCUGGCAGAGAAGAACUGUCCCUUUGUCAAACUCAGCCGGAGUACAUCCCAAGACCUAGACACCGUACAACCCGGAGCUUUUAUCGGUGCCCGCGGAGCUGCAGGUGCACAAACCGCUUGGAGGCACUUAUACUAAGUACUGCUGUUCCUACAAUAAUUGAAUUCAGCUUGUGGAGAGAGUAUUUUCCUCAAGUAGUAACUGUUCUUGCAGAGAUGCAGGAGGUAUACAAUUCUGACACUGUUGAACUGAUUAAUUGGAUCAAAAGACAAGUACCAGUGGCCGCAGUGUUUGCAGGAAGUCCACAGCUUAUAAGUCUGGUCAAGCUCUGUUCAGGGUUGACAGUAGCAAAUCUACCUCUCUACAAUGAUAUUGAUCUUUUGAAGAGAAAUGAAAAUAUUUACCAGAUCUAUGCAAUGAGGUCUGCAGAGGAUGUGUAUAAAAUUCUCACAUCAUACAAAGUGGAUUAUGUGAUCAUAGAGGAGGCAGUCUGUAGCGAAAUGGGUACAGCAAGAGGCUGUAGAGUGAAGGAUUUGCUUGAUUUUGCUAAUGGUCAUGUUGUCUUUGAUGAAGGGGAAUCUCAUUCCUUCUCUAGAUAUGGAAGAUUUUGCCACGAAAUUAAGUCUAAUUAUUCUCCAUACGUUAAUUACUUCACUAGAGUUUUUUGGAAUUUUUCAUAUCACGUGUACAAAGUCAGCAGUAUAAUUUCCUUUCAGUACUAA